CUUUUCCGAAAGUGUCAUUUUCCCACAAGGCAUCCCACAGUGCACUCUUUAUUUACAAUCGCGAUUCGUUUGUUUGAAAACAAGUUUCUUUUUUUAAUUCGCUCUCGUAAAAUCCCGUUCCGCCGCCGCCGACGACGACGAUGGACCAGCUGUGCCGCAUCUGCAUGGGCAGCUUCGAGGGAGACGAUCCGGAAGCGAUGACCUCCCUGUACAGCGAGCUUGCCAGCGGCAAUGAGGUCGUCGCCAACAUGAUCAUCGACUGCGGGGACAUUGUGGUCUGUCACGACGACCAACUGCCGGAGUUUGUUUGUGGCGGGUGUUUGGUCCGGUUGGAGGACGCGUUCGCGCUGCGAAAGUUGAUCCGGGCGUCGGACGGUGCGCUGCGGGAGAUGGCCGCGAAUAAGACUCAGAAUUUGGUUAUGGAGGAGGAUGCUGGGGGAGAGCAAGAAGUGGUGCAGAAGGUGCCGACCAAAGUUGUCAACUAUCCGAGCGAGGAUCAGAUUGAGAGUGUUCAGGAAGUCGAUUGUUACAAGAUUAUUCGGUUGAAGGGAAUCCGAUGCUGUGGAUGCAAUUCGAUGUUUGGUUCGCAGCUGGAGGUGGAACGACACAGUCGGGAGCAGCACGGAAGUGCGGAGGUCAAGCAGGAAGCAGACCGGUUGAUUUUCGAAUGUCCAACGUGUCAUAAGGAGUUUGAGAACAAACUGAAACUGUUGAAUCACGCGAAGAACUUCCAAUCGAAUGAAGUGUAUUAUUGUACGGUUUGCGACGUCCUGUUCGACAUUCGGUACCGUUUGGAGCAGCAUCUGAAGCUGAGUAAAGCUCACAGGAAUCCUCAGGAGGAACCGCUCAAGAUCAGUCUCGAUCGGAGGCGAUCUUCUGGGAAGAAGAAAGCGACCAGAGAGUUGAAAUAUCCUGAGCAGGACUUUAUCCUAGCAAUUGAAGAAACUCAAGAGUAUCAGUUGAUUCACAUUGGAGGAGAACGGUGCUGUGGCUGUGAGCGGAUCUUCCAAACCUAUCAGGAAUUGCAGGAACAUUGCAACGAAGUGCAUAUCCGGUCACCGGAAAAUUCUCUCUGCGAGUGUGGUUUGUGCUUUGAAAAGUUUGACCAGAUUCAAACUUACAACCGACACACCACGGCAAGAAAUUUGAAGGAGCUCUACUACUGCAAGUUUUGCAAGAUUGUAAUUGACGUUAAAUUUCGUUUCGACCAGCAUCUCAAAUCAAGCCUGGCUCAUCAAGCCGCUCGCGAACAAGCCGGAGUUGGGCCUAGUCCUCCGAUGGAAGAUUUCUCCCGCGCCCUUGAAGCCGGCAUCGAAGUGCUUCAAAUCGAUGGCGUUCGCUGCUGCGGCUGCGACUUUACCUGCGCCAACCGGAACGAACUUGAAGAUCACUCGGAAGAAACGCACGGCUUCCAGCGGGUCAUCGCCAACUCCAUGCAGACCCCUUACGAGUGCGACAUCUGCUUUCAACACUUCCCAACCCCACAAACGCUCAAAUUCCACACCAAUGCCGCCCUCCAAAGCAGCGUCUUCAAGUGCACCCAGUGCGACGUCCAGUCCGAGAUCAAACAGCGUCUUCUCCAGCAUCUCGCCAGUGGCGUCCACGAGCAAAUCCCCAAAAAAGAAUCGACCUCCAAGCACCAAACUCAAAAAGUCAAACCCCAGCAACAUCUGUGCUGCUUCGUGCGCUGUCCGGCCUCCUUCACCUCCCCAACCGAGCUGCUCUCGCACGUGGAGUCCGACCACGCCGCAAAACGGCGCGAAAACGCCGAAGAGCGCGAACUGGACGGCCCCAUCUGCUACGUGUGCCACAAGAGCUUCCGGACGGAGCGCGCCCUGCACGUCCACCAGUUUCCGAAGAAUCGCCGCGCCGACUCACGACCGAACGUGUGCGGCGAGUGUGGGGCGGCGUUCCAGACGGCGUCCGGGCUGAUCCAGCACGCGAAGAGUCACGCCGCCGAGCGGUGGGAAUGGCAGUGUGAUGUGUGCGAUCGGAGGUGUCCGGACGAGGGGGCGCUGCGCGUGCACCGCGUUUGCCACGAGGAGGAGCGCGCGUGGGAGUGCGACGAGUGCGGGAAGAAGUUUCGGCGGAAGGGGAACUUGAAGGUCCACAAGCGCUGUCACCGGGAGGUCAGCAUCUGGGACUGUCCGCACUGCGAGACCAGCUUCAAAACCAAGCAGAGUCUCACGCUGCACAUUCGUAGCCACACCGGCGAAAAGCCCUUCCAGUGUCGGUUCUGCGAGAAUCGGUACUCGCACACGACGGACCGGCAGCGCCACGAGAUGGCCACCCACACGAAGGAACGGCCGCACCGGUGCGAGCAGUGUCCGGCUGCGUUCGUGCGCAAACGGCAGCUGACGAUCCACGUGCGGAUUCACACCGGCGAGAGGCCGUUCGUGUGCCAGGUUUGUGGCCGAGGGUUCAUUCAGGUGAAUUAUCUGAAGAAGCACUUGACGACCCAUGAGAAGGCGGGGAAGAGAUUGGUGGAGACGGAGUACAUGAUCGAGAUGCUGCAGGAAGAUGAGGAAGAGGAACUUUCGGAGACUGAGCAGAAGGCCUAUUACGAGUUGGAGAUUGAACAGAUGGUCGAUGAGGCAGAAGAGGACGACGAUGACGAAAAUGCCACGUUUGCGCAGCGCGCGUACAAUCAGCGGCGUCGCGCCCAACGUAAUGCUUAUCCUAACCGGGGCGAAUACUUUGUGGAUGGCGUACGCGAUCACGAACGUUCCGGCACCGGCGCCGGCCUUGCUGGCCAGGGCCGAGUCGCCCCACCCGAAGCGCUCCAGCAGCGCGACCACGUCUAUUCCGCUGAAAUUAGAGAAAAGAGGUGCGAAAACUUGUGCAUUCCACCGAACGGACUCGGCACGUUGCUCUGCAUGGCCGAGUUUAGGCUCACGGCCCCACGGCAAUCGUACGACUGUACGUGCGGAUCAACCGUCGCGGCGGCGGAGUACGGCGAACUGUCCACCGUGACGUCGAUCUGGUGGUGCGGAUGGGUCAGCAUUGCCGACGAGUUUAUGUCGCGGGCGCGUUGCGGUGAAAAGCGCGUCGUUUCCGUGGGGUCAAUGUUGGCCGGCAGUGGGAGGGCUGCGGCGGCCGGGAAUCAAAUGCCAGCUCAAGGUCUGCUUCAGAAUCCGCUCAUCCGACCUAAUGAUCCGAAAGUUCACCGGAACAUUCGCUAUGAUUCGGCGGUCGGCGACAACAGCUUUACUCCGGCCAAUGAUUGCAAGCGGUGCUUCCCGGAGUCCGCCAUGGGAAAACCAUCAAGAUAUACGGAUCGCGUGGACACGCUUGCGAUGUCCACCCGUAGCGAGGAGGACGGUACCCAUUCCGAUCGGCCCGUAAAGCGCGAUAAGGACGCCAUUUGCCGAGUCUGCAUGAGCGAAGACCCCAUAUCCGAGCUGAUUUCGUUGUUCCAGAUCAACGGCACCGGAGACGAGGUCAUUGCCAACAUGAUCAUCGACUGCUGCGAAGUUAUGGUUUCGGACGACGAUAACAUGCCGCAAAACAUCUGUGCCGACUGCUUGGACCGGUUGAAUCAGGCCUACGAGCUGCGAAAGCAGUGCAAGCGGUCGGACCAGGCGUUACGAGGUUUGGCAGUCGAUGAACCUGUUGAAGACGCUCCAGACGAUGCGUCCGUAAUGGAGCUGGAGGUUGAAUAUCUAGACGAAGAAGAUGAACCUGAAGAGACGAGUCCAAAUCUCAAAUUCGUGGAGUCUGUUGAGGACUUCCCUUCGCACAGGGUCUACCGCCUGCUGGGAGAACAAUGCUGCAACUGUUUCGAGCUAUUCCAGGACGUCGAUGCGUUGAUGGCCCAUUGCGAUCAGGAGCACGGCCGGGGCACCCCCGGAAAGAGUCACUUCCAGUGUGACGUUUGUCGCGAUCCAUUCGAUAGUCACGCCACGUUGACCAAGCACAAGGAGGUCGCCGCGGGGAUGGUCCUGUACCACUGCAAACGCUGCCAGGUUGAUCUUCGGAGUGAGCGUGAAUUUAUGAAGCACGUCGUUACUUCGGAGCGAGACCACGAGGACGCCGUUGAGACGCUCGACGUCGCGGGCAAGUUUGAAGAGAUCUUGAUUGUGGGGAUGCGCUGCUGCGGAUGCGACGAAAUCUACGACGAUCAGGUUGAGUUGGAGAGACAUCGCGAGGACGCACACCGAUCCAGUAGGGUUGAGGGAAGUGGGUUCGAGUGCGAUGGAUGCUACCGGAGAUUCAAGAUAUCGUUCCAACUGGCAAAGCAUAGAGCGGAGGCAAAGGCCAAGCAAUGGUUUGUUUGCAGCGCCGAAAGCUGCCAGUUUAGAACGGUCUCCCGAAAGAGCAUGAUCGCUCACAUGUUAAGAGAUCAUGAAUCUAGUUCGAAAAAGCCGGACAGCGGCUAUGCGUGCUGCGUUCUUCGCUGCUUCGAGACCUUCCAAACGUACGAAGAUCUGGAAUUUCACGCCGACGAGGCUCACGCUUUGGUACGGCUCCAGCACGAACAGGAUCGCAAUGCGGAACACAACGUAACGUGCGACAUCUGCCACCGAGGCUUCCCGGACGAGCGAACCUACUCGCGCCAUCGGAACGACAAAACCCGCAAGCACAUCUGUAAAACCUGCGGCGUUCAGUACGCGUUCCGAGCGAACCUGAUUGAGCACGAACGCAGCAACUGUGGUCAAGUGGCCCGGUACAAGUGUAGCCAGUGUGACAAAGCGUACAAGACACCGGGUGGCCUCAAAAACCACCGAAAGACCCACAAAGACCAACGAUCGUUCGUUUGUGAACUCUGCGGUCGUGCCUUCCUCCGCAAGGGCAUCCUCAAAGAUCACAUGAACACGGUGCACUCGACCGUCCGCGCGUUCCAGUGUUCCCUCUGCCCAAAGUCCUUCACCAGUCGGAACAUUUACCGUUCGCAUCAGCUGACCCACACCAAGGAAAAGCCCUUCCAGUGCCGGCACUGCGACAAGCGGUACCUCAAGAGCAGCGACCGGAAGAUGCACGAGAACCAGGUCCACCUGGGAAAUCGACCCUUCCGCUGCCAGUACUGUCCGGCCACGUUUACCCGGGAUCGCGAGCGGCGACUGCACGAACGCGUUCACACCAAGGCCAAGCUGUACACGUGCGAUGAGUGUGGCGAGGGUUACAACAAGUUUUCCGCCUUCAAGGACCAUCGGUGGAAGCAACACGGCCUGGACACGAUGCGGGAUCUCGGGCCGGCGGCGAUGGCAGCCGUGCAGGGACAGGAUGACGAAGAGCAGUUUGAGUUCUUGAGUGUUGACCCUGAGGAGGAAGUGGAUGACGACGAUGAGUGAAUAAAAAUAAACUUCACAUAGACGCCCUUGUUCACAAUCACGACAAUGCAAUGGGAUCCUGGCGAACUGGGAACUAGAGCAAGGAUUUUUGUUCUUUUCCGUCCUAUCCAACGACUUCCGCAACCCUCCUGGUACCGUUAAAAUGUCUACACUUUAUUUGUUCGCUCUUACCAAGUGUGUGUGUGUUACAUGUAUAUUGAAACUGUUGCUUAAAAUUAGAUUAUUUCUUAAUCAACUUUGUUAGUUAGUGCAACGUUACGCGAAUGUGAACGUAACAGGCGUCACUCACUACUAGGAAACGCUUCAAGCUGAACACUACCGAACCAAAAAAAAAAA
Molecule: messenger RNA, 5627 nt
Organism: Culex quinquefasciatus (southern house mosquito)
Lineage: Eukaryota; Metazoa; Arthropoda; Insecta; Diptera; Culicidae
Exons: 8
Coding region: 141-5291 (1716 amino acids)
Biological process (GO): regulation of transcription by RNA polymerase II
Cellular component (GO): nucleus
Molecular function (GO): DNA-binding transcription factor activity, RNA polymerase II-specific; zinc ion binding; RNA polymerase II transcription regulatory region sequence-specific DNA binding
Source: RefSeq, a predicted model, not a curated record